AUGUCCUCGAUGUUUGGCAAACCCCGAGCCGCCGGCGAGCGGCCGCCCCAGAGCCCUCUCACCGAGUGCAACGUGGCCAUCCUGGGGUGCCGAGGCGCCGGCAAGUCAGCCCUGACUGUGAAGUUUCUAACCAAGAGGUUCAUAAGCGAGUAUGACCCCAACCUCGAGGACACCUACACUUCAGAGGAGCUGGUAGACCAGCAGCCCGUGCUGAUGAAGGUGAUGGACACUGCUGACCAGGAUGGUCCUGAGAACUGUGAGCGUUACCUGCGCUGGGCCAGCACCUUCCUCGUUGUCUACAGCAUCGAUGACAGGAAGAGCUUCGAGGGCUGCCAGAGGUACCUGGAGGUCCUCUCCUUGCACGCAAGGGGCUGCCAGCGCCGCUGCCCUGUGCUCCUGCUGGGCAACAAGCUGGACAUGGAGCAGUACAGGCAGGUGCCUGCUGCUGAAGGGAUGUCGCUGGCGAGCAGGUUCGGGUGCCUCUUCUACGAGGUGUCGGCGUGCCAGGACUUCGCGGGGGUACAGCAGGUCUUCCACGAAGCCGUGCGGGAGGUACGGCGCCAGGCGGAGCGGAGCCAGCCUGUCCGCCCACUCUUCAUCACCGAGGAGCAGCCCUGCCCUCCGCUGGCCACCACGGUGGCCCUGCCAACCCGCCAGGGCUUGGCCAGCUGCACCUUCAACACCCUCUCCACUGUCAACUACAAGGAGAUCCCCUCGGUGGCCCAGGCCAAGCUGGUCACUGUCAAGUCCUCACGGGCUCAGAGCAAGAGGAAAGCUCCUGCGCUGACCUUGCUGAAAGGCUUCAAGAUAUUUUAG
Indicator indicator is the source of this 816-nucleotide messenger RNA. It is a transcript of the gene RASL12, whose product is annotated as RAS like family 12. The transcript has 5 exons. The coding region runs from base 1 to 816 and encodes 271 amino acids. The record is from RefSeq and is a predicted model, not a curated record. NCBI's taxonomy places the organism in Eukaryota, Metazoa, Chordata, Aves, Piciformes, Indicatoridae. Gene Ontology annotation, molecular function: GTP binding; GTPase activity.